Molecule: messenger RNA, 5657 nt
Organism: Wyeomyia smithii (pitcher-plant mosquito)
Lineage: Eukaryota; Metazoa; Arthropoda; Insecta; Diptera; Culicidae
Product: nuclear pore complex protein DDB_G0274915-like
Exons: 4
Coding region: 1030-2085 (351 amino acids)
Source: RefSeq, a predicted model, not a curated record
CGUUAUACGUACGUAGCGUGUGUUCCUGCUAGCGGUAGGUGCAGGAGAAUACGAAAGAACAAACCAAAACACACGCUUGUUGCUGUUGCUGCUGCUGCUGCUGCUUCUAUAUGUGCACUCGAGAAGGCGCGAUCCGAUACGGCAACUGCGGCUCGCAGCUCAGCCAACCAGCUCAGUCAGUGGUGCUUUAACUGUGCGACGAUUUAGACGUGAUUUAGAAUUUUUCCUACUCGCGGCCUCUAGCAAGCCGAUCAUCGGACUGAAAGGGAAACAAAACGCCGUUUGUUUUGUGCCGUUGUGUGUUCUUGAUCGUCCCGUCGAACUUACUGCCACCGGUGUUUCGGUGUUCUAGUGGCUUCCUCCUCAGGGCCAGAGAAGCCAAAGUUAAGAGUAGUGACGAAAGCGAGGAUCGACUCAUGGUUACUUUCUAUGGUGGAUUCAGAUCGCGAUUGGAAAAAGCUAAAGUCACGUUUGAAGCCUUCCUACUGGAAGAACGAUCGGUGUUAGAUUUGUUUUGGCGCGCGUGUACACGUGUGAGCAGUGAUAGUUGUAAGCCCCCGGGGCAACAGUAGAAGUUGUGCUCUAUUCUGUGUGCCGGGAUUGGAAGCUUACGCGCCGGACACACGGCGUACGAUCAAAAUAGAAAAGAAAGCGUAGCCCCUUUUGGAUAUACACCGCCGUAGUGUGACGGUGAAUGCAAUUGGUUCAUUGAGAUCAAUUGAGAUCAACCGCGCCAGUGACUGACUGGAAGGGCUCUGAAGAAGUGCAAUUGUGCAAAACGAAAAAAAAGAACAAAACAAAACGAGAGCAAUAACAAUUGAGUGCAAUUGGUUGGGGUGCGUAGUGAAGUUUACAUGAAAAUGAAUUUUCAUCAAUUUAUGAAAAGUCCCGAUUGAGAUUACGCAAGCCAAUCUGUCCACUCAGGAAGGUACUCGUACUGUGAUCUACGAAUACACUGUUUUUGUUCCCACGGGAAGACCUUUGUUUCGAAGUGUGAUAGUGGUUGCAAACUCGCUCAACCCGACCAAGAUGGCGAUACCGUUUCUGCAACCCGAAGAGGACGAAAGUGCCCGGCAGCAUGGCAGUGCCGGAGUGCCACCGGCCAGUACCGGAAGUACCGUUGGUGGUGGUGCCGGCACUAGUAGUGCCGGUAUUGCUAUACCAAGUGCCAACGUGAACGCACCGGUUCCCAUGGUAGCCACCGGUUCGCCCCCGGUGGGACCGAUACUGGUGCCGGGGUCACCGUCCCCCAGUGGGACAACGACCGCCGUGCAGACGCCGCUGUUUGGUCCGAUGAACGGCGAUCAUCUAGUGCAGCUUUUCUACGAGGCGCUCUACCGCUACUCACGAGGAGAUACCCCCUCGACACCGAUCUCACAGUCACCGCAGAGUACGUCCUGCAGUCCGUUCACCACCGGCUACUACAGCGGCCAGGUGUUCUUCCCGCAGACCCCGAACGCGGUGCACCGGACCCCGCCGGGUGGCAUUGGCGGACGGGGCGGGGUGUUCUUCGGACUGCCGACACCGAGUCCCAGUGGAAGCAGUAGCCAUAGCAGCCAGCACAGUGCCAAUAGCCCGGAUACGCCAUCCUGUUCGUCGGCAAUUUUCCAUCAGUUCCCGACGAGCUUCUCGACGCCCAGUAGUGGAACCAGUCCUGCCAUUGUUGCCGCGUCCACCUCAUCCUCCUCUUCCACCGCAUGGAACGACGAGGGAGAUGAAUCGAGUGAGUCCGACUCGUCUCAGCCUUCGUCCGGAUGUAGUUCGCACUGCUUGGGCCUUCCGGCACUACACGGUCAUCCGCACCAUGAUGGGAGUGGCAGCAGCAGCAGCAGUAGCGUCAGUGGCGGAACAAUGGGCCUAAUGGCCCCAAACAACAACGCUGGGUUUAUUCCACCCCAUCUGGACUACAUGGCAGGUCGUGAACAGCUGCAGGAGUUUGCCGGCAAAAUCCCGCAGCGCAAGAAGAAGUCCAAGGCAAACAAGUCCAGGAAAUCGAGAUUUCUGGAGCAGACCUUGGUGUGGCCGACGUUGGCCGUGACCGCAACGCUGAUCGCUCUCGGAUGUGGUCUUCUUGCCUCCAGGUGAACUGGAGCAACCUGUCGUCAGUGCCAGCAGAAAAACAGAAAGCAAAAAAAAAGAAUCACACCACCCCAAGUGCCUAACCCGUUGACUGUUUUGAGGUGUUAAGCGUGUCCCUUGAUUUAUUUUCUUUUUCUUCGAUGACGUUUUGUAACACACGCACGCGGAAACAGCCGACGGGAUUAUCAAUCUAGUAUCAAUAUCUCCGGUGUGAAUUCUUUUGCAAAAACAUUACUCCGUCAUCUGUCUCCACGACAGCCGCAGGGUCACCGGCCAUACAAGGACUAGUUCAUCUGUGACGAAUGUGAAACGUGCAAGCAGCACCCGUGCAGUUAUAGGCGGAUCCCACGUUUAGAAAAUAUAUAAUACCAUGAAAUGAAUAACGAAAUAGAACAGCAUAAAUAGAUACUUUACAGUUACGAAUCAUUAGGAUAAUUGGGUCACCGGGACCGGUUAGGAUGUAAGAAGAAAAUUUUCUACUCUUAGUUAAGAACUGCAUGCACUUUUAAUCCAUUUGACGGAUUGUGAUCUCCAGUUUUUCAACCCCCCCUUUCCCCUGCUCCCCAUUGAUUGUCGUUUAAUGAAAUACAAUAUUUUCGCCGAGAAAAAAUAAUCGUUAGCAAAUUCGAAGCACAGGGUAGGGUCGUAGCGAAAAGUCUCUAGCAGAGCAACAGUUAAGCAAAGCAGAUGGAAAUGUGAAACCCAAAGCGAUUGUGAUCGAUUUUUUUUUUGUUUGAAUACCGACUUCAAAAGAUAUUUAGAUUUUAUCUUUGUUCAGCUGCCUCUCCUUAUCGGAUCGGUUCGGAGUUUUUCCGAACUUUUUUUCUAGAAUAUAACUUAAACGCCAAGUGAAGAAAAUAAUGUUUAGAAGGCGUGUUUAAUUUUUCUUCCAUUUUUAAAAUAGCGAAAAUAGUGGUUAUCAUGUAAUAGUUAUCCGUAGGCCAAUAAAGAUUUCAUUAUUUUUAGUAAGCAAAUUGAAACUUUAGUGAAAUUACGUAACGCAACAGAGCCAUGUCGAUUCCAUAUCGAAGUAGAGAUAAGUAAAUUUAAUUUUUUAGGCUUGUUCUGUAGGGCGAGGAUUAAAUCUUCAAAAGAUUAGCCUCGAAUGACGAUAAAUGAGCGAUUAAAUGAUUUCACAGUGACAGUAGCAAUAAGUUAGACAGCGCAUUUCCAGUAUCACCGUGAUUGGGGCGGAACCGUUUUGAGGGGGGUCACAGUAUUAAUCAUUAUUUGUCCAUUAAUUCUUGUGAAGGAGUCUUGAAAUUGCGGGAUUGGCUUGGCGAACAGUGAUGUAAUGGGGAAAUUGAUAGAUAUAUUGGCCAAAAAUAUUUCAUUUACAACUCGACCUAAAGUAAAAAAUUGCAUUUUUCUGAAAAAUUAUAUACACUGAGAAAAAAAAUUUUUCGAGAAGAAAGAUCAAAUUUCUUUUGUUUUUCUGUAAAUAUUAAUUUUUUUUCUCAUUUGAUGGUUGAGCUAACUAUAUACAUUUUUUUUAUUUUUUUUUCUUCAAAAUGAGCUUUUUAAGAAACUUGUUUUUAAUUUUUUGCUGUUGAAAAACAAAAAUUUGACUGUGCAUACUGAACUUUUUCAUGAAUUAGGUUUGUUGUAGUAAAAGUUGAAAAGUUGUUCCCCGAACUCGAUUCACUGUUCAUCAAAACCAACCGUAAAUCCACAGAUAAACAUACGUGCCCUUCGUAAAAAAUACCAAAAGAUUUUCGUCCUAGCUUGAAACGUUACACUUACGCGCCACCAUGUGAGAUUACUGCCUACUAAGAAAUUUUCGUAAAAACAGUUCUUGUCUUUGCUUAAAGCGACACCAGCGGCAUUACUGACGGUUCUUGUCUUUGAUAAUAAGUGUGCACGCUUGCUUACUAAACAAAAUUUCAAAAUACUCGUUAUUUUUCUGAACGAAGAAAUCUUCAUCGAGUGGCACGUCUGUUUCUCUGUGGUAAAUCUACUCAAUGCUGUCAGUUUUGACCAUAAAAAUGACCCGCAAAAUAAAUCUAGAAAAUAUUUCUUACCUCGGAAAUUUUUUACUUAAUCGAUUCAACUUUUGGUAAAUUAAAUAAAAUUUGUGUGGUUGAAUGAAAAUUAUUUUCAAAGUCAAUUGGUGUGAUUAUGCAAUUUAAUUUAAUCUGAAUUCAAAACCAGAAAAUUAAUUGGUUGUCAGAAUAACAUUUCGAUUAUUUUGCAAUUAUCUUUUGAAUCCACUAUUUAACGUUCGAUAGAGCUAAAAUGUUGCUUAGACGCAUUAGAAAGGUAUCAAAUAUUUUUUACAUUUUCGUUACUCCAAAAUAUACAUUUCCGAUUUUCUACCGACCCCUUUCUCGAUGAUAUCAAGCCCAAUCAAUUAUCAUGUUAGAUUAGAGUAACGACUUCCCAGGUUUUAUAUGAGUUUGAAAAUAAAAAUAAAUAAAAUAGUAGCAGAAAAGGAAGAAGAAGAAGAAGCGAAAAACGGCGCAACAAACAACCAUCGGAGCAGAGAAGAGAUAAGCUAGGAAAGGAUUCUUUCGAAUCUUGCUGUGCAAAAUUCCCAAAGAAUAUACAACAAAUAUGACCAAUACGAAUUCGAACGCAAUGAUCUCAAAUCCAAACGCGGGGGUCUUUUUGUUUUUUUGACUUUUAUUUUUUUGCUUGUUUUACACAUUAUUCUAUUUGAUCUUUGUAAACUUUUGUUUAUCGCGAGUAAAUAAUCUUAUUUUGUUUCGUUCUCAUCGUUAGCCGGAAGCUAGCUGCCGAAUUUUUAAUGUUGUUCUCCAAACGUGUGUUCGUUUGCUUCUAUGUAGGGUAGAGCAAUUCCCAACUUAUUUUAUCUCUUGUUUUUAUAUAUAUUAGCAUAGAUUUACAGAUUAUAUAGUUGCAUUUUUGUAUACAAGCAGUGAAUUUACUCCUCUCAGAUGAUUUUAACCUUAAUCAGUAGACAGUAGACAGGAUAUCGAUCCUUAAUUAGCGGACAGACAGGCAAUGGGAAAAAAACUUUAAGUUUUAGGAACGAUUUAGGAUAAGCUGGAUUAUUUUUCUGUAGCUGUAGACUAGUCGUAGUGCGAGAUUGAGGAUGAUUUCCCACCUGUGACACACGGCGACAUUUUGGAUACGAUUGGUGCUGUGGGAAACCUGUGAUGUACAUUUUUGAUCUCAUUUUGAACUGUUUCAUCUCAAUGUACCAUAGAACGAGCGAGCGAACGAGCGAGAGAAAGAAUUUGAAAAAAAGGCAAUGGAGCUCUAAACAAGUGAUGGUUUAUUUGUUGUAUUCAGUAGAAAAAUUGUAUUAAUUCUAUAUGAUCAUUUAUUAGUUCAUAGAUUAAUCGGAAAAAGGUGGGAGCAAUAGGCAGGAUAAGUUUUUUUUAUCUCUAAGAUUAUUCAAUGAUCUAAACCAGAUUUCUUAUUUUAUGAACGAUAUUUUUUUACUGUGUAAACUCUUCCAUGAACUAUGAGUUUAGCUUGUAAGGGUGAACAUUCUAGAAGCGGUCUCAUACGAAAUCGACGCCUUUAGCGGUUUGCCAUUGUUAUAAGAAGCAAAAUGCUUGUUUGCAGGAAAAUUCUCAAUAAAGCUGUGAAAACUCUGGUUGGAGAGUUGG